This is a messenger RNA of Echinostoma caproni, 1308 nucleotides long. The record is from the annotation of a GenBank genome assembly. Lineage: Eukaryota; Metazoa; Platyhelminthes; Trematoda; Plagiorchiida; Echinostomatidae.
AUGAUAAAUAGAAACUUGUUGCCUUUUGUAACUGUUCCUUUCCUCACCCCGUCACUUCCAAAAGCCGGUAAAAAAUCAUCUUCGCUGAAAGUGAUUCACUCCCGGGAAGUUGCCCAAAUCCCAUCAUCCAGGUCGAGACAAACUGUGCCACAAUUAGCUGAGCCCCCAUCAGCUGGCCCACUGAGCAUUCGCGAUAACCCGAAUCAAACCCGACCGCUUACGCCAAACGAGUCCAGUCGGAAUAACUGGUCUUCAAAUGUGAAUCAGACCAGUUCAACCGAAAAAAGUUCAGUGGUCAUCGACCGGCAGUUAACCGAGAAAGAGAAAAUGGCCAUUCGCACAAUACGGAAAAUGCGUUUUCUCGUCGCUCGCCGUAAAUUUCGUGAAGCCUUACGACCGUACGAUGUGAAAGAUGUGAUUGAGCAAUAUUCAGCUGGUCAUUUGGACAUGUUAACCAGAGUGAAAAUACUACAGUCCAGACUAGAUCAAAUCCUGGGGAGACCAGGAAGCAAAGCAGAUGACGUAUACGAUUCUCAUCAAAGCUUGGCAUCUAGAAUCGUAAAGAUCGAACAUAAAAUAGAUGCAGUGGAGAUGAAAAUCGAUCGCUUGUCAAGCAUGUACAAAUGCGAUCGAAUAGGACGACUACCUUUGCUUUCACCGGAUUGUCGACCAGAGCUGCGGGGUGUUCAAGGACAGUUAAACAGAUUCAAUGAUGGCAAUCCUACGUUUCUGCCUUACCAUUUGUCAGCAAACGCUCUGUUGAUUGGACGAGCCCAGCAAACAUUUGAAUCAGGAGAAUUUCAAACCGGCAGAGAAUUGCAACACCGAAAAAGUGAUGGGCAUGGUUUUGGACCUCAAUUAAACGUAGUCAGGGGAACCAUAAAACAAUGCUCAUGGGAUGCAACCAGUUCAACUAGACCGGAGCUCGAAAACAUUUCUCAACCGGAACGACAUUCAACAUAUGGAAUGGAUCGGGUGCCUCAGUCACACAAAGCAAAAACUGAUGUCGACUUGGUUCUCAGCCAAAACGCAGAUAAAAAUGUUUCGGAUCCGACCGCGUUAUCGAAUGCACAAGAAACAUCGGAUGCGGUUGAAGCCUGCAAUACACCCCAUGAAACAGUAUCCGAUUCUUCGUCCGAUCAAAAACAACCUUGUUCAUUGGUAGAUGCUCAAGCAGUUUCUCCAUUGCAAGUGAAACGCAGAAGUUGGAUGUAUCCAGUAUCGUUGGAACAACUACCUGAUGCUGGUGUGCCAAAGUUGAAAGAUCAAACCAGUUCGGAGGAUGCCACAGAUACGAUUCCCCUGUAG